Molecule: messenger RNA, 1578 nt
Organism: Daphnia carinata
Lineage: Eukaryota; Metazoa; Arthropoda; Branchiopoda; Diplostraca; Daphniidae
Product: mucin-19-like
Exons: 3
Coding region: 232-1578 (448 amino acids)
Source: RefSeq, a predicted model, not a curated record
AACGCGAACCGGUACACAAUUUUUUUUUUUCAAAAACCCAACUUAGCUCUCUUUGCACUUUCAGACACCUGAAAGUUGACUCAGCACGACCAGUAUGCGUCGUGUGUGUCGCCAGAGUCGUUGACAUUCCACCGAAUGAAAUCAGCUUUACUUAGCCACUGACUUUUACUCUUUUAAAAGAUCAGUGUGAAGGAGACAAUCGAGACAUUUAGUCGACAACUAGUGGAUAAGAUGAAGCCAUCUGUACCUUUACUACUGAUUGCCAUAAGUGUGUGCGUUCCGGCCAUCCAUGCAGCAUCAAUAUCCAGAAAAACCCUCGUAGUCGCAGAACCACUUGGAUUCCUGACGAAAUUCAUUCUAAACAAACGAUCCAAGGCGGUAAAUGCAGAGAGAAAUGAUGAUGUUCAAACUCUUAUUGGCGCAACUAAAAGAGAAAGCGCGAUUCUUGAGACACCUAUCGUUGCAGCAGCGUCUAUACAAAUCGAAGUAAAGGCUGAUCCGAAACUUGGAGAAGUAUUUGAAACCAAAGGAGCUAAAAAUAAAAUUCAAAGCGCAAGCGAAAAACCGACCGUCGAUUCUACAAGUCCAAAAUCCUCUUCUACCACGGAAGCCCCAACGUGGACCUGGUGGGAGCUGAAUAACCCCAAGAAAUCUGUCAAAAGCAAUACAAGAGAUGUCAUUAAGUUAACAUUCCGCGGUGACGCCCGAAGGGCCACUGCAACCACCCCUGUCGAAGUCGUUGAGACUCCAGCAGAGACAGUGCCCGUUGAUGUUGUCGAAACAACCGCUCAAGACAGCGUUAUUGCAUCGGCCGGAGCAAGUGCUUCCAGCAACGAGGGAUCUCCUGUUUCCGUGGCUACCACCUCACAAACUUUUGAGAAAAAGCCUACCAUUCACAUUAUAGCGAGUCCCAAGCACCGCAUACUGUACGAGGAUAACACACCGGAUUAUCACGUCACGUUACAAGUGAUUAAAGUGGAGAUAGAUCCUGCUCACAUCAAACCAAUACCUGAUACCGUCGCAAUGGAUGUCAAACCAGCUGAAUUCGCAUUCGGUGUAGAUGCCUCCGCUACAACCAGUGCGGCCGGUACAGGUGAAGCUUCUUCAUUGGGGGCUCAGGCUGGUGCUGUUGCAAGUUCAACUUCAGAUACAUCGAUGGACGGAGGCAUUUCUACUGUGGGUGUUACGUCUGGCAACACCCAAUUGAAUUUAUACUCGGGAUCAUAUGGGUCUCAGUCUGGACUAGCUGGAACCGGUGUAACCGGAGUAACCGGAGUAACCGGAGUAACAGGAGUAACCGGGACAACAGGAGGGGCUGGAGGGGCUGGAGGGGCUGGAGGGGCUGGAGGGGCUGGAGGGGCUGGAGGGGCUGGAGGGGCUGGAGGGGCUGGAGGGGCUGGAGGGGCUGGAGGGGCUGGAGGGGCUGGAGGGGCUGGAGGAGCAGGAACAACAGGAACAACAGGAACAACAGGAGCAACAGGAGCAACAGGAGCAACAGGAGCAACAGGAGCAACAGGAGCAACAGGAGCAACAGGAGCAACAGGAGCUGGAUUGGAUAGCUCAGAAGAGGAUGAUUGA